AUAUAGGGCCUUGGUCGUCGUCCACUGUGUGUGACUGCUUGAGCGGCGGUGGUUUGGGGGGUUGUGAUGUUUGUUUUUGCUUGACCUCAGGGCUUAACUCAAACACUGUGCUGCGAAGCCUUUAACUACUUGCUUAUUGUUGUGACUCACUAGCCGAAAAUGGGUCGCAAUACUCCCGAGUCCCCGGGCAAUGCCAAAAAGCGGCGUCGCACCUCUACCACUGCAGCAGCCACAUCGAUGCCCCAGUCUUCUCCAGUGCCAGAUCUGGUACCACCGCCGCUUUCAUGCUAUGGCGACACCGUGUUCGCGAGCAAUCCGUUCGACGAUGCUACGUCCAACUCUGCGCCUAUGCAGAUGCCCAACAUGGGUCACAUGGGCCACAUGGGCAUGAUGCCUCGCGGUAUGCCGUCAGGAAUGCAGGGCACCAUGGGCCCCGGUCCUGGCGGCCCCAUGGGUCCCGGCGGCCCGGUGGGGCACGGUGGCCCGAUGGGGCCGGGCGGUCCGAUGGGACCGAUGGGACCGAACUCGAUGAACGGGCCGAUGGGCCAUGGCAUGGGACCGGGACCCAACAUGGUCCCGGGUAUGCCUGGCGGGAACGGCAUGGGGCCCGGCAUGGGGCCCGUCGGAAACGGCAUGCCGCCAAUGGUGCCGCGGAUGUCGGCGCCCAACAGCAUGCCGGGCAAUCAGAACAUGAUGAACUCAAUGCCGAACAACAUGAACCCGAUGACUUCGAUGGGCGGCGGCAUGCACGACAUGAACAUGGGCGGCAUGGGGCCGGGGAUGCCGCCUGGUUCCGGCCCCGGCCCCGGCGGCAUGCCUCCGAACUCGUCCAGAAAGGUGUACCCGGCCGACCAGCCGAUGGUGUUCAACCCACAAAACCCCAACGCGCCACCCAUCUACCCCUGUGGCAUGUGUCACAAAGAGGUACACGAAAACGACCAAGCGAUCCUCUGUGAAUCCGGCUGCAACUUCUGGUUUCACAGGAUGUGCACGGGUUUGAUCGAGCAGGCGUAUCACCUUUUGAUCGCGGAAGUUUAUGCUGAAUGGGUAUGCGAUCGCUGCCUGAGCAGCAAAAACAUCCCGCUCAUAAAGUUUAAGCCAUGAGACUCGCAGCGUCGAGACGGCUAGAAUCACAAACGGUGAGGGUCGCAGUUAUUGCCGGCAACAGUGACAAUCGGUGAAAGUGACAUUCGUGACCGUGACAAUCGCCGAGAGUGGCUGAAAGUGUCGAGUGGACUAAGGCGACAGUGACAAUCGCUAAAAGCGGUAUUUGGCGAAAGUGACCAUAUUCGGUGAGAGUGGCAUUCGGCCACAGUGGCGAGAGUGGCACUCGGCGAUCGCCUCAAUCGGUGAGCGGUGGCAGGCGACAGUGACGGUGAGAGUGGCAUUCGGUGACCGUGAGAUUUGCGAGAGCGGCUCAAGGUGGCAGUUAGAGUUGGCGAUGGUGGCAUGAUGCGAUCGCGGCAGCCGAUGUGAACAGCAGCGGACGACACAUGCUGUCAACGGCUGUGUCACGCGGUAAAGGUCGGCGAGUUGUUGGCAGCCGACGGCAGAGUUGGUAGCGGCGGAGGAAGUUUGAAUCAGGCGCCGGCUGUUGGUGAACAGGCCUGACGGGAACGCCGAGAGCGGCGUAUUUUGAGCUGUUUUUCCUGUGCUGUUGUGACACUGAUCAUCAGUGUAUUCGUGGCAGUGUACCACACUGCUGGCGUACCAAACGACAACAUUGUGCAUUGUUUUUUAAUACAGAUUUACGAGAGAAUGA
Messenger RNA from Amphibalanus amphitrite, 1762 nucleotides. Its product is annotated as protein pygopus-like. The record is from RefSeq and is a predicted model, not a curated record. NCBI's taxonomy places the organism in Eukaryota, Metazoa, Arthropoda, Thecostraca, Balanomorpha, Balanidae. The coding region runs from base 160 to 1104 and encodes 314 amino acids. The transcript is spliced from 5 exons.